GUUGGUUUUACGCACGGUACUGAUGGACUGUUGCUCAAUCGAUGAGCUGAACUGAAAACAGCGGAUCCGUGGUUACAACGGGUACGGGUGCGAUGUGAUGGGGAUUGGCAUACACCUGGCUGUUCAUGGCGUGGAGGCUCUGGAUGGUUGUGCUAGCAGUGGGACUUUUUGUGGCAGUGUCCUCAGUGUUUUGUACUGGCCUCAAAGCUCCUGUUCUGAUUGGCUGUGUUUUCAUCCAUCGAUUCAAUGUCACCUGUGAUUGGAUGCCUGGAGACUCCCAAACCACACACUACUCUCAAAGUGCAGAGGAUGACCCCACAUGUAAAGCUCUGGACCUGUUCCACGCGAAACACCAGCUGUACAGUGCUGAUGGGGCAGCUUUCUGUCAACUACAACUUCUGUGUCAGCAUCACAGCAUACAGCCGCUAUGGCAACAUCACGACUCCACCACGAUGUCAGAUGGGUAUCGAUGAAAUUAAGUUGCAUCCAGUAACGUUACACAACAUCACUCACGUGCACGGCCAACCACGAUGCCUGACCCUGAACUGGCAGAAAAGAUCAGUUGUAUUUCUAGUAUCCAACAGUCAAAUCCAAGAGGGAAAGCUGGAGUCUCAGAUUGAGUUUAAAGCACAUGGACAGCCAGAUGUGACAGUGGCUAAUGUGACAGUGACUAGCUUCAGUUUCAUGGCGUGCCCCUUCCAGCCGUACACAGAGUACACCGUGAGGCUCCGACAUCGUUACCGUAGCGAAACAAGUCUUUGGAGCCAAUGGAGCAACGAGGGCCAGGGCAGGACGGGAGAGGACGCUCCAUCUUCAUCACCAAUGUUCUGGAGACAAGUUAUUCACCAGGACAGAUAUAGACUCACCUCUCUACUCUGGAAGCCCUUACCUCUUGCGUUCGCCAAUGGGAGAGUCCGCUUCUACAACGUGACCUGUUCAGAUGAAAACAGACAAGUACUUCCAGACAGAGGAAACUGCAGUAAAUUGGACAUUUCUCAUUCCUCUUGUGUGUUGAAACUUCCUUUGGGACGCUGCUCUUGCUCCAUCUCUGCCUCCACCUCAGCUGGGGCCUCACAAAAAUCAUGGAUAUGGUUUAAACCAGCCAAUGUCAAUGAGCCCCCUCCUCCGAGCCGAUUGAACGUCACUGUGGUGGAUGACAGAAGUCUGAGUAUAAACUGGGCUCCACCUGCAGCUGCUGUGUCUCUGAGCGGCUUUGUAGUGGAGUGGUUUGUCGUGACAGAGAAAAACAGUGCCCCCUACCACUGGAAGAGAGUGAACAGUUCCAAUACAGCUAUAAAUAUCACAGAGGGAGUGGAGCCAUUCAAACGUUAUGCAGUUUCUGUGAGAGCUCUUUAUAGCAAUGAGGGACCCGGACAGAGCAAGAAUCUACACAUCUACACACGUCAAGGAGUGCCCUCUGCUGGCCCUAACUUGCAGGUGCAGUCAUCAGGCUUAAAUGUGAAGCUCAGUUGGACUAUACCUGUGGAGCAGCUACAUGGUUUUAUUCGGAACUACACACUUCACUACAAGACAUCUGAUGUACCAGCCAAAAAAGUGGUUGUGCCUGGUGAUGUGGAGCAGUACUCGAUUUCAUUGUCUCCGGGUCACUAUGAGUUCUGUAUGCAGGCCAGUACAGAGGCUGGGGAGGGGGUGAACGGAUCAACCACCACUGUAUAUAUAAACUUGGAAGAAAUCUCCAUUAUACGUUAUGUCAUUCUUCCCAUUGGUCUAAUUUCACUGGUGCUGAUGUUUAUGGUCUGUUUGGCAGAAAAGGCAGUAGCAAAAAGAAAGCUUUCUAAAGACAUCCCAGACCCAUCCCACAGCAGCCUGGCCAACUGGAGACCUAAAACAAUGACUGGCAUGGUUUCUGCCAGUCCAGACACUAAAUACUCUAAAGUGGUUUUGCUCAUCGAACGAGAAAUGGAAAACUAUGAAUUGGACCAGGAUCUAUCCAUGUUUGCCACACCAUCAAGUUACAAUCCCUUCAAAUGGGAAACAAAAUACUCCCAAAACACUACAAACAUGGCGGCGAUCAACUUUACUUCCUGUCCUGCUAUUCACUCCAUUGUACUCUCCUCCAAAGCUAAACUCUCAUCAGAACUACAUCACAACAGCUCUAUCAAUGUAAAAAAUCUCAAAGGACCACUAGGGGGAGACAGUGAGUUGUGUAAAACGAGCACAAAAAGCUUUCAUUACUUCAAGCAGCAACGUAAAUCAGCUCGCCCUUAUAAUUUAGCUAUGGGUAAUUUUACAUCAACUCCAAUGCUCAACUUAGACUCUUCCUCUCAAAACAAUAUUUCUUCCUCUUGUUUAACAUUUCCUGAUCUACUUUUGAAAGAUUUAAUGAAUCUGUCCCAAAGUUCAAUUCAAGUUGACCCGUACAUGCCAGUGUGACUACUUUAACAUGAUCUUUAAAGGUGUGGUUUUUCUGGUGGAGGGUCCGUCUAAUGCUUUUCUCCAUGGAGAUGUUAUGGCUCUGUCAGAAAUGUUUCACAGUGUGGAUUUAAACCUUUCUAUCAUCACGGAGUUACAAGUUAACAUUCAGAUUUGUGGAGCGGCAACCCUGCUCAGUCAGAAUGUUUGUUUUCCUAGGUAUUUUUGCGCUAUAAAACCAUCUAUAAUUGAGUAAAUGUUCAAUAAAGGUAGAACUAUUUAAUGUCAUACUGUGAAACAUUCCAGGCAGAGCAAUGAUAUAUCCAUAGAAACAAGCAGGUGAUGGAUCCCCAACCAAAAAGCUAAAUAGUGUACCUUUAAACACGCACAACUGUGAAUUUCUUUUGUAUAUGGGAAGGAC
Molecule: messenger RNA, 2794 nt
Organism: Boleophthalmus pectinirostris (great blue-spotted mudskipper)
Lineage: Eukaryota; Metazoa; Chordata; Actinopteri; Gobiiformes; Gobiidae
Product: interleukin-6 receptor subunit beta
Exons: 15
Coding region: 247-2394 (715 amino acids)
Biological process (GO): cytokine-mediated signaling pathway
Cellular component (GO): external side of plasma membrane
Molecular function (GO): protein binding; cytokine receptor activity
Source: RefSeq, a predicted model, not a curated record